This is a messenger RNA of Rubroshorea leprosula, 509 nucleotides long. Lineage: Eukaryota; Viridiplantae; Streptophyta; Magnoliopsida; Malvales; Dipterocarpaceae. The record is from the annotation of a GenBank genome assembly.
CACAAAAGUCAAUACCGAUCAAAGAGAAGAGGAGGUGAGGUACAAUGGUUUUUGAUUCAGCUUCUAAAGAUUUGUUCUUCUUCUUCACAAUGUCCACAUUGCAAUGCCUAAAUCAAGUUCAAGCAAGAACCUAUUUCAGUGUCCUUCAGUUUGGUGCUUGUGCUGAUGGAAAAACAGACAACAGUAAGGCGUUUAUGGCAGCAUGGAAUCAGGCUUGCAAUUCAUUGGGAGAAAAUGGUGUUUUGAUCCCAACAGGGGUAUUUCUGUUGCGUCCAGUAGUGUUUAGGGGUCCCUGUAAGGGCUCUGCUGUGUUUCAGAUUAGAGGAGUCCUCAAGGCUCCCACUGAUAAAGCUUCACUUUUGGACCAUUGGAUUAGCUUCAAAUACAUUGAUCAAUUGAUGAUCAAUGAUGGUGGAUCACAUGAUGGUGGAUCACUUGAUGGUGAAGGAGCCUCAGCCGGGCCCCUAAACAAUUGCAGUAAAGACCCAAAUUGCCCUCCUCUUCUUGUU